GCGCUGCAGAGAGCUAGGAAGUGAGAGGCUCAGAUGGAGCAUACACCAGGCAGGCAGGCUGCUGUCGCUCCCCUAUGAACACACGCUGACCAGCUGAAGUUUGUGCCAGAGGACCAGGGACUCUCACCUACACCGCUGAAAAUGGACACCACCGGGGCUAAAGUGCUGGAAACAGCUGAUGACAUCCAGGAGCGCAGGCAGCAGGUGCUGGACCGCUACCGACGCUUUAAGGAGCUGUCGAUGAUGCGUCGGCAGAAGCUGGAAGAUUCAUACCGUUUUCAGUUCUUCCGCCGUGACGCAGAGGAGCUAGAGAAAUGGAUCCAGGAGAAGCUUCAGAUUGCCUCCGAUGACAACUAUAAGGACCCCUCCAACCUUCAGGGCAAGCUUCAGAAGCACCAGGCCUUUGAAGCUGAAGUGCAAGCCAAUGCUGGAGCCAUCAUCAAGCUGGACGAAACUGGAAACCUCAUGAUUAGUGAGGGUCAUUUCGCCUCUGAGACCAUCCGUACUCGUCUGGAGGAGCUACAUCGUCUGUGGGAGCUGUUGCUGCAGAAAACCAAGGAAAAGGGCAUGCGGCUGCUGCAGGCCCAGAAACUGGUGCAGUACCUGCGGGAGUGUGAGGAUGCCCUUGACUGGAUCAGUGACAAGGAAGCUAUGGCUACAUCAGAAGAGCUGGGUCAGGACUUGGAGCAUGUAGAACUACUCCAGAAGAAGUUUGAGGAAUUCCAGACAGAUCUUGCUGCCCAUGAGGAACGUGUCAAUGAGGUCAAUCAACUGGCAGCCAAGCUAACGCAGGAGGCCCACCCUGAGGCUGAACUGAUCAUCCGCAAGCAAGAUGAAGUCAACAGCGCCUGGCAGCGCCUCAAAAGCUUGGCUCAGCAGAGGCAGGGCAAACUUUUUGGAGCUGCUGAGGUGCAACGUUUUAACAGGGAUGUGGAUGAGACCAUCAGCUGGAUUAAGGAAAAGGAGCAACUGAUGGCCUCUGAUGAUUUUGGCCGUGACCUGGCCAGUGUGCAGGCCCUGCUGCGUAAGCAUGAGGGCCUGGAGAGAGACCUGGCUGCUCUGGAAGACAAGGUAAACACACUGGGCAGUGUAGCAGAGCACCUGCAGCAGACACACCCCCAGAAUGCUUCCCAGAUCCACCUGAAGAAGGAUGAGCUCAUUACCAACUGGGAACAGAUCCGCACAUUAGCAGCUGAGCGCCAUGCCCACUUGAAUGACUCUUACCGGCUCCAGCGUUUUACUGCUGACUUCAGGGACCUUACAAGCUGGGUGACAGAGAUGAAGGCCCUGAUCAAUGCUGAUGAGCUGGCCAAUGAUGUAGCUGGAGCUGAGGCCCUGCUGGAUCGCCACCAGGAGCACAAGGGAGAGAUUGAUGCCCAUGAAGACAGCUUCAGAGCCACUGAUGAAGCUGGCCAGGCCCUGCUUAACACAGGCCACUAUGCCUCUGAGGAAGUGAAGGAUAAGCUGGGCAUCCUCUCCAAAGAGAAGGAGUCUCUGUUGGAGCUAUGGGAGGUGCGUAGGCAACAAUACGAGCAGUGCAUGGAUCUACAACUCUUCUACAGAGACACAGAACAGGUGGACAACUGGAUGAGCAAACAAGAGGCCUUUCUCCUGAAUGAAGACCUUGGGGACUCAUUGGACAGUGUGGAGGCUCUGCUGAAAAAACAUGAGGACUUUGAGAAAUCACUCAGUGCACAGGAAGAGAAGAUCACCGCUCUGGAUGAGUUUGCUACCAAGCUAAUCCAGAACAACCACUAUGCCAAAGAGGAUGUUGCUACCCGCAGAGAUGCUCUCCUAAACCGUCGCAAUGCCUUACACGAACGUGCUCAGUCCCGUCGUGCUGCACUGGAGGACUCCUUCCGCUUGCAGCAGUUUUUCAGAGACUCUGAUGAGCUCAAAAGCUGGAUCAACGAAAAAAUGAAAACUGCGAAUGAUGAAGCUUACAAGGACCCUUCUAAUCUGCAGGGUAAGGUGCAGAAACACCAGGCCUUUGAAGCAGAGUUGUCAGCCAACCAAAGCCGUAUAGAUGCCCUGCAAAAGUCUGGCCAGGAGCUGCUGGAUGGCAAGCAUUAUGCAUCAGCUGAAGUGACUUGUCGCAUGGAGGAAGUUGGCUCCCAGUGGAAGAAACUAUUGGAGGCUACAGAACUCAAAGGAAUCAAGCUGCGUGAGGCCAACCAGCAGCAGCAGUUCAACCGAAACGUGGAGGACAUUGAGCUCUGGCUGUAUGAGGUUGAGGGCCACCUGGCUUCAGAUGACUAUGGAAAAGACUUAACCAGUGUCCAGAACCUGCAGAAAAAACAUGCCCUGUUGGAGGCUGAUGUAGCCGCCCACCAGGACCGAAUUGAUGGGAUCACAAUUCAGGCUCGGCAGUUCCAAGAGGCUGGCCAUUUUGAUGCUGACAACAUCCGUAAGAAACAGGAGGCCCUGGUAGUGCGAUACGAGGCUCUGCGUGAGCCCAUGGCUGCCCGCAAACAGAAGCUUUCUGAUUCACUGCGGCUCCAGCAGCUCUUCAGAGAUGUGGAGGAUGAGGAGACCUGGAUCAGAGAGAAAGAACCAAUUGCUGCCUCCACCAACAGAGGCAAAGACCUUAUUGGUGUUCAGAACCUUUUGAAAAAGCACCAGGCCCUGCAGGCCGAGAUCUCGGGUCAUGAGCCCCGGAUCAAAGCAGUCACCCAGAAAGGAGAGGUGAUGGUGGAUGAAGGUCAUUUUGCUGGUGAGGAGGUGAAGGCCAAGCUGGGUGAGCUUACCGGGCGCUGGGAGACUCUGAAAGGCAAAGCCUCUCAGAGGAGACAGGAUCUGGAAGAUUCUCUGCAGGCUCAGCAAUACUUUGCUGAUGCAAAUGAAGCUGAGUCAUGGAUGAGAGAGAAGGAACCCAUUGUUGGGAGCACCGACUAUGGCAAAGACGAGGACUCUGCUGAGGCUCUGCUGAAGAAGCAUGAGGCCCUGAUGUCUGACCUGAGCGCCUAUGGCAGCAGUAUCCAGGCCCUGAAGGAACAGGCCCAGUCCUGCCGACAACAAGUUGCUCCCACUGAUGAUGAGACAGGCAAAGAGCUGGUCCUGGCCCUGUAUGACUACCAGGAGAAGAGCCCCCGUGAGGUCACCAUGAAGAAAGGGGACUACCUCACCCUACUUAACAGCACCAACAAGGACUGGUGGAAAGUGGAGGUCAAUGAUCGUCAGGGCUUUGUCCCCGCUGCCUACGUGAAGAAGCUGGACUCCACCCAGUCAUCUUCCAGGGAGAACCUUCUUGAUGAGCAAGGCAGCAUUGCACUGCGCCAAGAUCAGAUUGAGAAUCAGUAUGGUACUCUGUUGGAAGUGGGUGAGAAACGCAAGGACAUGCUGGAGAAGAGCUGCAAGAAGUUCAUGUUGUUCCGUGAGGCCAAUGAGCUGCAGCAGUGGAUCAAUGAGAAGGAGGGCGCCCUCACCAGUGAGGAGGUGGGCUCUGACCUGGAGCAGGUGGAGGUGCUCCAGAAGAAGUUUGAUGACUUCCAGAAGGAUCUGAAGGCCAAUGAGUCUCGUCUGAGGGACAUCAAUAAGGUAGCAUCUGAACUGGAGUCUGAAGGUCUCAUGGCUGAGGAGGCUCCCAUGCUUCAGGCCCAGGAUGAAGCUGAUUCAAAGAAUGCAUCUCCAUGGAAGAAUAUACGCUUGAUUGUUCAAACAACGGCUAACUUUAAUACUAUCAAGGAGCUGAACAAUCGCUGGCGCUCCCUGCAACAGUUGGCCGAAGAAAGAAGCAAUAUGCUGGGGAGUGCCCAUGAGGUGCAGAGAUUCCACAGAGAUGCUGAUGAGACUAAAGAAUGGAUUGAGGAGAAGAACCAAGCUCUGAACACUGACAACUAUGGCCAUGACCUGGCUAGUGUGCAAGCUUUACAGCGCAAGCAUGAGGGUUUUGAAAGAGACCUGGCAGCCCUGGGCGAUAAGGUUAACUCUCUUGGUGAGACAGCAGAACGUCUGAUUCAGUCUCAUCCGGAAGCAGUGGAUGAUAUUCAGGAGAAGUGCACUGAGCUAAAUACUGCCUGGAGCAGCCUGGUGGGACGUGCUGACCAGCGCAAAGACAAGCUUGGCAACUCCCAUGACUUGCAACAUUUCCUGUCCGACUUCAGAGACCUAAUCUCUUGGAUCCAUGGCAUCCGUGGGCUGGUGUCAUCAGAGGAGCUGGCUAAAGAUGUGACAGGAGCUGAGGCCCUUCUGGAGAGACACCAGGAACACCGUACAGAGAUUGAUGCCCGUGCAGGUACAUUCCAGGCCUUUGAGCAGUUUGGUCAGCAGCUACUAGCCCGUGGUCACUAUGCUAACCCGGAGAUUCAACAAAAAUUGGAGGCCCUAGAUCAUGAACGUGCUGACCUCGAGAAGGCCUGGGUGCAGCGCCGCAUGAUGUUGGACCAAUGCCUGGAGCUCCAGCUUUUUAACAGAGACUGUGAGCAGGCUGAGAACUGGAUGGCAGCUCGUGAGGCCUUCCUUGCCAGUGAUGAUAAGGGUGAUUCUCUGGACAGUGUGGAAGCUCUCAUCAAGAAACAUGAAGAUUUUGACAAGGCUAUCAAUGUGCAGGAGGAGAAGAUUGCUGCGUUGCAGUCUUUUGCUGACCAGUUGAUUGGUGCUGACCAUUAUGCUAAGCCUGAGAUCUUUGACCGCCGUAAAGAAGUCCUGGACAGGUGGCGCCGUCUGAAGGCCCAGAUGAUUGAGAAGCGUUCCAAGCUGGGUGAGUCUCAGACUCUACAGCAGUUCAGUCGAGACGUGGAUGAAAUUGAAGCUUGGAUCAGUGAGAAGCUGCAGACUGCCACUGAUGAAUCCUACAAGGACCCGACCAACAUCCAGCUGUCCAAGCUGCUGAGCAAACACCAGAAGCACCAGGCUUUUGAGGCAGAACUUCAGGCCAAUGCAGACCGAAUCCGUGGUGUCAUCGACACGGGUAACACGCUCAUCCAGAGGGGUGCCUGUGCUGGAAGCGAGGAUGCUGUCAGGGCACGCCUUAACGCUCUGGAUGAACAGUGGCAGUUCUUGGUCAACAAAUCAGCAGAGAAGAGCCAGAAACUCAAGGAGGCCAACAAGCAGCAGAAUUUCAAUACAGGCAUCAAGGACUUUGACUUCUGGUUAUCUGAGGUGGAAGCUCUCCUAGCCUCAGAGGAUUAUGGAAAAGACCUGGCCUCAGUUAACAACCUGUUGAAGAAACACCAGCUGCUUGAAGCUGAUAUCUCUGCCCAUGAGGAUCGUUUGAAGGACCUGAAUGGCCAGGCUGACAGCCUGAUGACCAGCAGUGCCUUCGACACCUCGCAGGUCAAGGAUAAGCGUGACGCUGUCAAUGGCCGCUUCGCCAAAAUUAAGAGCAUGGCAGCAGGCCGCCGUGCUAAGCUCAAUGAGUCUCAUCGCCUGCACCAGUUCUUCAGGGACCUGGAUGAUGAAGAGUCUUGGAUCAAAGAAAAGAAGUUGCUCGUGAGUUCGGAAGACUAUGGACGUGAUUUGACAGGUGUGCAGAAUCUGAGGAAGAAACACAAGAGAUUGGAAGCUGAGUUGGGGGCCCAUGAGCCAGCAAUUCAAUCGGUGCUGGAAACAGGGAAGAAGCUUUCUGAUGACAACACCAUUGGCCAGGAAGAAAUUCAGCAGAGGCUUGCCCAGUUUGUUGACCACUGGAAGGAACUCAAAGACUUGUCUGGAGCAAGGGGACAAAGGCUGGAGGAGUCCCUGGAGUAUCAGCAGUUUGUGGCUAAUGUGGAAGAGGAGGAAGCUUGGAUUAAUGAGAAGUUGAAUCUAGUGGGGAGCGAGGACUAUGGCGAUACGUUGGCUGCUGUGCAGGGUUUGUUGAAAAAACAUGAAGCUUUUGAGACUGACUUCACAGUGCACAGGGACAGAGUUAACGACGUAUGUGCGAAUGGAGAUGAGCUUAUCAAGAAGAACAACCACCAUGUGGACAACAUCAGUGCUAAGAUGACUGCCCUUCGGGGCAAGGUAUCUGAGUUGGAGCGGGCAGCAGCUCAGAGGAAAACCAAGCUUGAUGAAAAUUCCGCCUUCCUGCAGUUCAACUGGAAGGCUGAUGUGGUGGAAUCUUGGAUUGGGGAAAAAGAGAACAGCCUGAAGACUGAUGACUAUGGCAGAGACCUCUCCUCUGUGCAGACUCUUCUCACCAAGCAGGAGACAUUUGAUGCAGGUCUUCAAGCCUUCCAGCAAGAGGGCAUCGCCAACAUUACAGCGCUGAAGGACCAGUUAUUGGCUGCAAAGCAUGUACAAUCCAAAGCCAUUGAAGCACGCCAUGCAGCCCUGAUGAAGCGUUGGAACCAGCUGCUCUCCAACUCAGCUGCACGCAAGAAGAAGCUGUUGGAAGCCCAGGAGCAUUUCAGGAAGGUGGAGGACUUGUUCCUGACAUUUGCCAAGAAGGCCUCAGCUUUCAACAGCUGGUUUGAGAAUGCCGAGGAGGACUUAACAGACCCAGUCCGCUGCAACUCACUGGAGGAGAUCCGGGCUCUGCGCGAAGCCCAUGAGGCCUUCCGUUCCUCGCUCAGCUCUGCCCAGGCUGACUUCAACCAGCUGGCUGAGCUGGAUAGACAAAUAAAAAGCUACCAGGUGGUGUCUAACCCCUAUACCUGGUUCACCAUGGAGGCCCUGGAGGAAACAUGGAGGAACCUGCAGAAAAUCAUCAAGGAGCGUGAGCUCGAGUUGCAGAAGGAGCAGAGAAGGCAGGAGGAGAACGAUAAACUGCGCAAGGAGUUUGCGCAGCAUGCCAAUACCUUCCACCAGUGGCUGCAAGAGACUAGGACAUAUCUUCUGGAUGGAUCUUCCAUGAUGGAAGAAUCUGGAACAUUGGAGUCCCAACUUGAGGCCACCAAGCAUCGGCACCAGGAGAUCCGGGCCAUGCGUAGCCAGCUUAAAAAGAUUGAGGACUUGGGGGCAGCGAUGGAGGAAGCGCUCAUAUUGGACAACAAGUACACAGAACACAGUACAGUGGGCCUGGCCCAGCAGUGGGACCAGCUGGACCAGCUGGGCAUGAGGAUGCAGCACAACCUGGAGCAGCAGAUACAGGCUCGGAACACCACUGGAGUGACGGAGGAGGCCCUGAAGGAGUUCAGCAUGAUGUUCAAGCAUUUUGACAAGGAGAAAUCAGGCCGUCUGAACCACCAGGAGUUUAAGUCAUGUUUGCGCUCACUGGGCUAUGACCUGCCCAUGGUGGAGGAGGGCGAGCCUGACCCCGAGUUUGAGUCCAUUCUUGAUACCGUUGAUCCCAACAGGGACGGCAACGUGUCCUUGCAGGAAUACAUGGCCUUCAUGAUCAGCCGUGAGACAGAGAACGUCAAGUCGAGUGAGGAGAUUGAGAGCGCCUUCCGUGCCCUCAGCACUGAGAACAAGCCCUAUGUCACAAAAGAAGAACUCUACCAGAACCUGACGAAGGAGCAAGCAGACUACUGUAUCUCACACAUGAAGCCCUACUUAGACAGCAAGGGACGGGAGCUGCCGUCAGCUUUCGACUUCGUCGAAUUCACCCGCUCACUCUUUGUCAACUAACCCCUCCCUC
Messenger RNA from Lampris incognitus (smalleye Pacific opah), 7501 nucleotides. It is a transcript of the gene sptan1, whose product is annotated as spectrin alpha, non-erythrocytic 1. Gene Ontology annotation, biological process: actin cytoskeleton organization. Gene Ontology annotation, molecular function: actin filament binding; calcium ion binding. NCBI's taxonomy places the organism in Eukaryota, Metazoa, Chordata, Actinopteri, Lampriformes, Lampridae. The transcript has 54 exons. Gene Ontology annotation, cellular component: plasma membrane; cell projection; cell junction. Bases 142 to 7491 code for a protein of 2449 amino acids. The record is from RefSeq and is a predicted model, not a curated record.